AUGCUCGGACACAAGACAGACACCGUGCUAAACAUCCAGGCCACGGCAGACAACCAUGCUGGCCAUGACUCGACUCAAGCCGAACGAACAGAAGUAAAUCACACUAAUGUCGUUUCCAACGUCGUCUCCAUCGUCAAGCUCAAUCACGACUUAAACCCUCAGAGUAAACCAAAAGAGUCUCGAUUGUCACCCGUUGCCAAGAUCCUCUUCCUCGAUGGAGUGCGCGGAACUGCAGUCAUCUUUGUCGUCACACAGCACACCGGUUACAUGCACGAUAUCUUCAUGGGUGCAGUCGGAGUCGACGCCUUCUUCGUGCUCUCUUCGUUUCUACUGACCAUGAUCUUCAUGAAGAAAAGUAUCAAGCUCUUCGCCGAGAACGCGUCCUAUCGCAAGUGGGGGUACACGCUGGCCGACUACUUCUCCAAACGAUUCUUCCGCGUGUACCCGUUGUUUGCUCUGCUGUCUAUAGCGCUGUGGCUUAUGCCGUUCGAGUACAAGCAACGCUACUACUUGGUCAAACAGCCCGAGGAUUUCAACCUGUUCCAGACACUCACUUUUCAUCCGGAACACCGACACUACCUCAUGUGGACGCUACCGUUGGAAAUCUCGUACUACUUCAUCCUGCCUGCUUUUGUGCUGGCUGUUCUGAAAUUGGGUCGCUUCUGGUGGAUGUCGUUCGUGCCGUUGUACGUCUGGGUGAUCCACGAGGGCCUGUACACAACUCGAGACAACUUCUAUCGUCAGCCACUGAGCAAACACCUGCCGACGUUUGUGGCGGGAUCCAUGGCGGCGGUUAUUCUCUUGAAGCUGGAAGCGUGGAUCAAAGCGACGGGUUUCAAGUUCCGACCACUGCACAUCGUCGCUCUUCGGAUCGUCGAGGCCGUUUUGAUUGCGGCGUACCUCAGUGUGGUCUUUCGUGGACUGUUCUUCAAUUGGUUGGGUAUGCCACUACCGCCUGCCACCAAGUACUUCAUGCCGUUCACGAGUGUCAAGUUGUCGCUACUGAUCGUCAUCGAGAUGAUCCAGCCGUCCACAGUAUCCCAGAUCUUCGAGUGGGUGGUGCUGCGAUACAUGGGCAAGAUCAGCUUUUCCGUAUACUUGCUGCACGUGUUCGUGAUCUUCACGCCUCCGAUCAAGCAGAUGACGAACUACUACGACAAGACGUUUGCCGUGUUCGGUCUGGUGAUUUUAUUGGCAACGACGUCGUACUACCUAGUGGAAUAUCCGUCGCAACUGUUGGCACAGAGACUCUCUCGAGUGUUCAAUCGACUCGCGUCAUACGAACACGAGAAACUUGUGGGACAAAACGAUACAGACUCGGACGCGUCGGAAUCAGGGACGACAACGUUGACCCCAUUGCAGAAGGAGAAACUGUCAUCCGCGAACUGAAGCGGUACAGAUAUCUGGAUGUAGAAGUUCUAUAAGUGUGUUGAAGUGUUUCAAAUGGAGUAAUGCGUGUAGCAUAUAGUUCU
Molecule: messenger RNA, 1472 nt
Organism: Phytophthora nicotianae INRA-310
Lineage: Eukaryota; Oomycota; Peronosporomycetes; Peronosporales; Peronosporaceae
Exons: 1
Coding region: 1-1389 (462 amino acids)
Biological process (GO): polysaccharide biosynthetic process
Cellular component (GO): membrane
Molecular function (GO): acyltransferase activity, transferring groups other than amino-acyl groups
Source: RefSeq, a predicted model, not a curated record